AAGAAAAGAUGUGGCCAUGCAUGUGGAGACAGGAUGUACCUGUAGCGGCUUGACUUCGAAGCUAUAAAAGCGGGUGACUUCACCCACGCCGGCAGUUUGCGGGGAGACGACGACUCGUGACUCCAGAUCAAGACACCGUCUUCUAGACGCCACCGACGGACACUUCAGAGACAGAAUCUUCAAUCUUCAUCUUGAUAACCAACUGCAAGUGGCCUUUUCCUGAAGCCAGACUGACUGCACACGAGAACACCAUGGAUCUCUUCAAUAGUAAAGAUCGUCCCCGGCCGUUCUACUACAACGGAGUGAAGUUCGGUCCUAUUCACAGCCCGGACGCCAUGGACAUGGUGGAAUCAUUUGAAGUAAGGGACGACGACGUCUUCAUCUCAGCUUACCUUAAAUCGGGAACAACAUGGACCCAACAGAUCGUUUCUCUGGUGUGUGCCGAAGGCGACAUCAGCGAAGUUUGUAAAGUUCCGAUCCUGCGGCGGACUCCUUGGCUAGAAACUUUGGACAUGAAGGGAACUGGCGAGCCCAUGCCGAAAGUGCUGAAGAGCGCCCCCUCUCCGCGCCUGAUGAAAACGCACCUGCCCUAUUACAUGUUACCUCGGCAAGCCAGGGACGGGAAAGGAAAGAUCAUCUAUUGUGCGAGGAACGUCAAAGAUGUGGUUGUGUCCUGGCAUAACAUGCGACUGAUGACUCAUAAUCUUCCUUGUGGAACCUGGGAAGAAAACUUCAAGGAAUUCAUCACACCAGAACAAGCUUACAACGGUUUCUGGUGGGACGUGAUCCCGGAGUACUGGCGACACAAGGACGACGGAAACAUGCUUUUCAUCAAGUAUGAGGACAUGAAGCAGGACCUACGAGGUCACGUUGUGAAGAUUGCAAACUUCCUGGGAAAGACACUGUCAGACCAGCGCGUUGACAAGGUGGUGGCCAACUGUACCUUCACUGCUAUGAAGAAGAGUCCAUCAACAAACUUCACCCGCGACCCAACCAUACAGGAGGCUUUCAGCAAGGCGAAAGGGAGUGGGAUCGAGUUUAUACGAAAGGGAGAGGUUGGUGACUGGAAGAACUGGUUCAGCGUGGAAGAGAACGAGACUCUGGAGGCGAUCCACAGGGAGAAAAUGGCGGGAACAGAUCUUACCUUCCAGUUUGAGUAGCGUCUGUUAAGCCCCUGUAACACAUUCCCGAACCGAUUUCCCGAACACCACCAAUUUUAGAAAAGGUGGGACAUUAUGUUCUCCAUGGUUUACAAAAGAGAAUUAAAACCCUUCAGACAUAGUUGUCUUCGUCAGAAAGACUAAAUUGGAAUCAUUCCGCCGUACGUAUUGUGCGUGACUGUGGAUUUACACUACCAGGUGCAUAAAUGUGAAAAUUAUGUGAAUUUUGUGCAAAAUUUCAAGGAAAUGUGAAAAAAUGUGAUAUAAUGUGAAUCCCAUCAGAAAACCCAAAAUGUGAUUAUUUUUCAAAAUGUGAAACGUCAAAUUAUUAUAUGUGAAAUAAUGCGACCGUUUGAAAAAUGUGAAUCGAUUAUGUGAAAUCACAAAACCAGAAAACGUGACAAAAAAUGUGAAUGCAAAAUGUGAGAAAAUGUGAAGAAAUGUGAAGCGGUUUUACCCCGCAAACUGCAAGGACUCAAAUGUGAAAUUUCAAAGUUCAAAUCACAUUUUUUUUCACAUAACAGGUCAGAAUGUUAUUUUAUGUGAAAGUGCUUCACGCAAUUUCACAUUUGCCGAUGUCCUAGCUGAUAAUGUGAUUUUAUGUAAAUUUUUUAAAACAGGCAACAGACUUAUUUACGCACAUUUCCAAGUUAACGAAUUAUGCAAACAGAACGGGCUUAGAAAACUUGUGUGGCUUCUCGCAUCUUCGUUUUUCGAUGUUUGCAUUUGGUGUGAACUUCAAACUUGAAUCACAUUGAGGUGUUAAUAACAUCCAAUUGGAAUAAUG
Molecule: messenger RNA, 1947 nt
Organism: Branchiostoma belcheri (Belcher's lancelet)
Lineage: Eukaryota; Metazoa; Chordata; Leptocardii; Amphioxiformes; Branchiostomatidae
Product: sulfotransferase 1A1-like
Exons: 7
Coding region: 252-1160 (302 amino acids)
Biological process (GO): sulfation
Cellular component (GO): cytoplasm
Molecular function (GO): sulfotransferase activity
Source: RefSeq, a predicted model, not a curated record